Messenger RNA from Oncorhynchus keta (chum salmon), 3516 nucleotides. RefSeq names its product RNA-binding Raly-like protein. Bases 51 to 623 code for a protein of 190 amino acids. The transcript is spliced from 6 exons. NCBI's taxonomy places the organism in Eukaryota, Metazoa, Chordata, Actinopteri, Salmoniformes, Salmonidae. The record is from RefSeq and is a predicted model, not a curated record.
ACUGUGGCAGUGAGUACGUCCAGAGACAUGUUGGACAAAACCCACUGUCGAUGAUGGCUCUUUCCCUCUCUCUUAGCCCAUCUCUCUCUCUCCUCAGAUCUGACUAUGACUUGGAGUAUGACAGCUACCCAGAUGACCUCUACGGCAGAGUGUUUGACUACCAGGGUGUCCCAGCCUCCGUAAUGCCAGUCCUAGUGGAGCCCAGCCCUAUGAAACACUCCCGUGAUCCCUCUUUCUCCUCCGGCCUGCACCGAUCCAGAGACAGACCACAGGGCAAGAGGAGCACACAGCGCACUGGCUCUUCUAGGGCCAAAUUGAAGAUGGCAGAGCUGCUGGCCAUAAAGCGGGAGUUGACUCUGAUCAAGGUGCAGAUUGACGGACUGCUCGACAGCGUGGAAAAGAUGGACAGACAGAGGAAGGACCACUCAGAUUCACCUCCUACCCAGGAGGGCAGUGUGUCGGACUCAGUGAGCAGUCUGGAAGAUUCUCCCGUCAGCCUCCCACACAGACAGAGGGAGAGCCCAGAGCCUGGAGAGGCCAGCGAUGAUGACCAACACCUCCAACACUACCAGCGCCACUGCAGGAUAAAUAACCAUCAAUCUGAUCUGGAGGAUGACAUGUGAGGAGAUCAGACUCAAGGACCUCAGUGACAGCAGCACGCAGAGAUGGAGGGGGAUUGAAGUGAAAGGAGGCGUGUUCAUCUCUAAUCACAGUCAACACGGACACAAACCUCAAAUAAAUAUACUGUUCAUUACAAAGUAGAGCUGGGGCGAUAAACCGGAAAUUAUCGACAACAACCAUACCGAUCACUUAUCGCAGGCAUUUUGCUGAUAUCGUUCAUUACGAUAAGUAGCCUAUACUAGAGAAAUGUGAAGUUUGAAAUGAAUUAAGUUUGCUAAAAUGGGUGAUAGUCAAUGGGACAAUUGAUGGCUACAACCAUCAAACUAGAAGUAGUAGUUUAAAGGAUAAUGAAAAAACUGGUGUACAUCAAUGUUAAAAACGUAUCAUUCUAUUUAUCAUAAUUGCAUCAAUCCAGGCAAAUCAGUGAAUUGUUUUGUUUGAUGAAUAGGACAUAUCUCCCUGGUUACCCUCGGUUCCUUUAUCACAGUCAGAUUCUGCUCACCUUCGUGUCUCCAUUUCUCCUUUAAAACAGGUUCCUACUGACUUAUGGGCUCAACCAAAUAUGGCUGCUUUAAAAAAAAAGUGUAGUCUCUUGCGAAAGGGGACUGACAACCAGUGGUGGUUCUAGCUUGCAUGGCUCCCUGGGUGAACCCCCCCACCCUUCAGCAAAUCCUAUAUCACACAAAUACACAAAUAGAAGAACACACUUAAAAAGAAGAGAACCGUAUUAUUACACUAUUGCACUUCAAACAAGAAACACACUAAUUAAAUUGCAAAACUAAUUGCAUUAGUACUGUACAAAGUUAGAGGUGCGCUAUUUGAUAGAUUCCCCCGCUCCUCCUACCUCGGGCUUCCAGUGGGGAGACCUGACGUCAACCUACCCCGCCCCCCUCCCCAUCUCGUACUUCUGAGUGGGAGACCUUCCCAGGCAGUAGCCUGCAUAGCUCACAAACUAGAAUCAGGGCGCCCACUCCGACAAGGUUAAUUGACCCACAGUCCCACACGGGGACAUUAUAUAAUUGACGUGACGAGCAAAUGAGCGAUAGAAAAUCGAUCGCGCAAAUGUCACCAUUCAGAUUAUUAUUAUUUUUUUGGUGUAAAAUGCUACCAUGUCCUCUAUGCCUAAAUCCGCCACUGCGGAUAUGCUUCAGACAGACCGACAACUACAUUUUCUCUCAGAUUAGAGAUAAGGAUUUGCAAUGCUGUUUGCCACUUACUUUAUCCAGUUCGCCACAUAAUUGGAAUGUGUAAUAAAUCAAUUCAUAUAAAAAGUCAUUCAAGAUUUACCAGGCAUAGGCCAACAGUAUCAGGCAUCUACACUACCUGUGCGUUCUCCUAAUCUUUCCAUAUGUGUCUCUACCAAUUUCCCAGUGUCCACAUUAAUAAAGACUGUCAGUGUGAUAACAGCUGUCUGCAUGAUGUUAUCACUGGGCUUGUAAUCACCAUGCCUGUUGUCAUUAUUUGAAGCUCGCCAUGUUUGGAACUAACAAAGUGGUGCCCCUAUAGAACCCCAGGGACCAGUGUGCAUGGGGUUAUGGCUUUGGUGAAUUAGUGUUAAUUUGACUGAUUGAGAAACUUGAUUAUGAACCUAGAGGAGUCACUGCUGUUGUUUAAGAAUGGGUACUGCCCUCCCCUCACUGUCCCCACUGUAGAAGGGAGAUAUGUACAUGUACAGUAGAUGUUAAGUACUUAUAAACCAAACUACCAUGUUUUGUCAUUGUCAAUGACUCGAGGAGGGAUUUGGUUGAUUGAGUUAUUUUGGGGACCAUUACGGCUGGUGUCAAACUUAGGGGGUGCUUCAAUGUCACAACUGAACUAUUCUUCAUUGUAAAUAGUCAUAACAAUUGUCAAUAAUGCUAACGUUACUGUAUAACGUUCUACUCAUAGAAAUGUAUUCUGUUUCUAUGGUUUUACUAUACCAUGGUGAUUGUUUGAAAACAACAGUUGAAAAAAGUACAUUUCACUUUCUAAGCAGCAAGAAAAUGAUUCAAGACUGUAUUUAUGUACUCUGAAAAAAGAAAGAAUAUUGAAGAUAUGAUGAUCCCUUAUACAACUUGAUGAAUUGACUUACAAUUGACAUUUUUCUUGUUAUAUUCCCAUUCAUUCAUUAUAUAAAACAUUUUGCUUUUACUUUGCGUUGUUAUAUAGUAGGGCUGUCAGAGUUAAUCAGUUAACUCGAGUUAACUUUUUAUAAUUUUAGUGCACUUUUUAAAAUCGUGAUUAAUCGCAUUGAAAAAAAACCUGGAAAAUAUCCAACAUACAUACAUUUACAUUACAUUUAAGUCAUUUAGCAGACGCUCUUAUCCAGAUAAGAUAACAACAAUGUUAUGUCAAAACAAGUUGACAUUGAUUUUGCUUACCAGUACUUUGGACAAAAUCAAGACGCCAAUAUUCUUAAAAUGCUUUUAGUAUGAACAUUCUUAAAAUUACAGCUCAAUUUGAUCAAAUUCUGAAUUUGAGGUAGUGAUUAAUCGCUUCAAAUCCUGCUAUUAACUCAAUUUUUUUUAAAUCGUUUGACAGCCCUAUUAUGUUUAAUGAAGCCAGGUGGCUCUUUGUGUUUAAUAAAUACUAAAUGUGAACUAUACAUUGUGAUAGUAGGCUUAGUAAAUGUACAACUAUGUUCAUAUAACUGAGUGGUUCAGUUCAUUUGACCGUACAUUAGAGGAGUAGCCUAGGCCUAGAAAAGUGGUAGCUUAUUGAUUUCCAUUGUUCUCUGUACCCCACUCACUAAUUCACCUGACUUGUAUAUUCAUAAACCAAGUUGUUAACAAUUAGCCCAGUGGUUUGGACAUUAUUAUAUAUAUUUUCUAUCUGUGGACUAUUCCAAUUUGAUUGUGCAUUGUCUCUUAUCUUGUUAUGGGCAAUUAAGUCAGACACACAACCACAAUAAACACU